UUUGGGCCAGAGAAGAGAGUCUGGAAGACUGUGUAGAAGCCACAGGAUCAGAGCUCACUAUCCCAGGCCCUAGGCAGGUGUUGGAAGAUGGAAGGGAGUAGCCUCAGCCCCAGGAUGUCCAGCGAACAUGAGAGCACAGAGACAUUUCCCUUUGAACUUAUAUUCAAGCACUUCAAGAGUCAGAAAGUGAAGAUUUCUAAUGUGAUAAGAAGUACUUUUCCUUUUCUUGAGAGCCUCCGAGACCGUGAAUUCAUCACUGGUAAAAUGUAUGAUGAUUUGCAAGAUUCUUGUAGAGCGCUGAUCCCUGUAGACAGAGUGAUCUACAGAGCCCUGGAAGAACUGGAGAAGAACUUUAAAAUGGAGGUCCUGCGUGAAUUGUUCAAUGAGGUCAACAUGGAGAAGUACCCCGGUUUGAAAUCCAUUCGUAAAAAUUUUGAAAAUGUGUUCCCAACUGUAUUGUGUUUCCAAGGAAGUGAUGGAAGGGACCCAAACUCCCAGCUAAGUCUUGAACAAGGACCUAGUGGCAGCUGUUCUCAAGAAAGCCUGACCUGGUCACCCUUAGAUCCAUCCACAUCUGAGGGCUGGCGAAGUAAUGACAGAAGUUUCAGCCCCAUCCAGGUAAAUCAAACUGAGAAUCAUCAACUCUCCAAAUCACCGAAUCACCUUGUUUCAAGUUUGCCUGAAGAUGGACUCUCGGAAGACCUCCAUGAAACCGUACAGAUUAACAGAAUGAGAAGAGAUGACACCUCCAACACCAGCAACAAUAUUGAACCAGAAAGGAAACCAGUAAUCAUGCCUGGAGGCCCAGGUUCUGUGCCAGAGGAAUCCUGUGAACUCCAAGGCCAAAUGAAUGGCAGACAUGCUGCUACCCCAGAGCUGCACUGGGAUAAAAAAGGAGCUGUGGACCUCAACCAUGAACACCAGAUGCAUCCAUGUUUUGUGCGUCUGGUAGAUAUAAAGAAGGAAAGUUCAUCAUUUUCCUUGGAUGAUAACCAACAGACUCGAGCAAGGACCAACCAAAAUGAGGACUCUGAGAUAAUAGAACUCAGCAGUGGGGAUUCUGAUGAUGAAGACAACUUCUCAAAAGCUUCCACCUCAGUCCCCUCCCAGCCAGAUACUUCUGAUUCUGACAGCUCAAUCACCAUGAAAGGACGGAAAAGGACAAGACAUGUUCGAAACAAUCCUAUCCUGGGGAAAGACGGUGGAAAAAGAAGGAAAAGGAGAGGGAGACAUGGAAACUACUUAAUACGGAACAUCAAAAUCCCAAUGAGAACAAGCUGGAGAACAGCUUUCUUCACAAAAAGUGUCAAUCCUUCUUCACAAAGAGGCAGAAAAAGAGGUCCGAGAAUUCCCAGAAAAGCAGAUGUGGAUUUUAGCAAAAGUGAGCUUCCGGUGACCUGUGGCAAUGCUAAGGGGACUCUGCAUAAGGAGUUGUUUUAUCAAGGCAUCCUUGUGAAGAGUAUACAGAGUGAGAGUGGAGGAUUAUGGUUCACUCCCAGGGGGUUUGAAAUUGAAGGAAACCGUGAAAGAUCCAAGAACUGGAGGCAAAGUAUUCGCUGCCAUGGAUGGACCCUGAAAGAACUGAUAAAGGAAAAAAAACUACAAGACCUACCAAGAAAAAAGAAAGAAAAACUACAAGGCCCACCAAGAAAAAAGCUGGAAAAUCCAAAAGUAUGUAAAGUAUGCCGCCAACAAAACAAAGUGUACCGUUGUGCUACUUGUAAAGAAUUCUAUCAUAAGAAUUGUCACAUCCCACCUGUGGAAAAUAAGAGUAGCCUAUGGCAUUGUACCUUCUGCAAGACAAAGAAUCAGUUAAGGGGCCAAAAAAAUGAAGCAUGUCUUAAGGAAGCUGAGGUCUUGAAGAGGAAGAUGUCACCCGAGGAACAGCUGAAAUGUGAGCUGCUUCUCUUGAUUAUGUAUUGCUGUCCAAAAAGUGGCUUUUUUAUCCGAAAACAAGAGCGAAGGAAAAAGGACUUUCCAGACCUCCAGGAGCACAUGUGGUUAAACAAAAUCAAGAAUAGGCUGAAUAAGAAGGCAUACCAUUCGGUACAACGCUUUGUGGGGGACAUGCGCCUCAUCUUUCAGAACCACAGCAUAUUUUAUAAAAACAAGUUCAAAAAUCUUGGCAUCAGUGUAGGAAACAAAUUUGAGAAGACUUUCAAGAGGAUUUUUUCAAUCGAGGAUACAAGCGAACAACAUCAACCGUGUGAGCACACUGUUUUGUUAACCUAGCCUUUUCUGAUCCUUCCACUACCCGUCCCUCCAGCAGCCAACAGCAUGAUGCUCAGAGAGCCUACCUUUCUGCAUAGACAGCCUGCCACACUCCCGUCCGUCCCUAACUUCCUAUAUCACCUUCCCUGUUUGAUCAUCUUUCUAAAGAAAACUUAGGACAUCACAAUGGUGAACUGUCAGGGGCUGAGGGAGCCCACUGAGAAGAUGACUCUGGAAGCAGGAUUGCUCUCUCACCCAUUUCAAACCCAAGUCACAUAAAAUGCCCUCUGAAGUGUCUUGUUCAGGGGUGGCCUUGCCCCUCUAACUCUGUGAAAGGGAGGAGGAACCAGUGAAAUCAGUUAAAGAACAAGAAUACUGUGUCCUUGAAAACAGCUAGAAGGUGACCAUUUCUAACAGAGAUUACAAUUGUUUAUCCUGAGAUGUAAAAUGGAAGAGAAAAGCCAGAAAUUCAGCCAUGUUUGCUCAGCCAUGAAGAGAAAGCUGCAUUGGAAACUGUGGCUGACUGUUCAGUUUCCACAAACAGUUCCUGCUGCCUGUUUUGAACAUCCAGUUUGAUGGUGUGUUCUUUCUCUCUGUUGCUAUAAAUUCUUUUAUCUGGAAGCCCCACCAGAGGUUAACUCUUCUCUGUCCUGAACUCUAUUGGAAACUCCAGCUGACUGCUUCUGCAGGACUUCCCCUGGAUUCCAGUCCAUUCCCCCUGGAAAUUUGAAACAAAUGAUUAAAAUGGUGUUUUGUUGUUUUUAUUUUUUCCAAUUUAUUCUUUUACUUUAGCUUGUUAUAUACUUAAUAAACUCACUCAUUUGAAACUGAAA
Messenger RNA from Grammomys surdaster, 3044 nucleotides. RefSeq names its product nuclear autoantigen Sp-100-like. The transcript is spliced from 23 exons. Bases 88 to 2232 code for a protein of 714 amino acids. Lineage: Eukaryota; Metazoa; Chordata; Mammalia; Rodentia; Muridae. Gene Ontology annotation, molecular function: DNA-binding transcription factor activity, RNA polymerase II-specific; protein binding; DNA binding. The record is from RefSeq and is a predicted model, not a curated record. Gene Ontology annotation, cellular component: nucleus. Gene Ontology annotation, biological process: regulation of transcription by RNA polymerase II.